Molecule: messenger RNA, 4175 nt
Organism: Scatophagus argus
Lineage: Eukaryota; Metazoa; Chordata; Actinopteri; Scatophagidae
Gene: ptprr
Product: protein tyrosine phosphatase receptor type R
Exons: 16
Coding region: 328-2418 (696 amino acids)
Biological process (GO): protein dephosphorylation
Molecular function (GO): protein tyrosine phosphatase activity
Source: RefSeq, a predicted model, not a curated record
CCACCAACACCACCACCAGCCUCCACCUGAACCGCGUGUCCGUCUCUGUCGUCCCUGAAGAGCAGAUGGAAAAAACCCUCUGCUGCAGAGCGGCUGUUCCUCCUCUAGCCAGGCCGCUGUAGGACACCGAAGGGCGGGGACGGGGCGUCGCGGGGGGGCCGGUGCUGGAGCGGAGAUCCGGAGCUCUGGCAGCGUCUCCUUCAUGCUGCGGAGCCACAGACGGAUUGUACACACACCAACACCGUCUGCGGUCCUUGAUGCAUCGUUACAGCACCGAGAGAGGCUGCAGGCGCCGAACUGUUUCAGUGUGAGCUGCAGAAAGGAAGGAUGAGACCCAGAAGAGGAAGAGGAGGACGGCUUGUCUCCGUGUGUCUGUUCUUGUGUCUGACAUGGACACAGCUGCUGCUCACAGAAUCGUCUUCUGGAGAUCAUGAGCUUCGUCUCUUCCCUUCUCGACGCUCCAGUCGUCUCCCUCCACCGAUGCACCCACGACAUGAUGUAAACAGCUUUCUAGAGUCCCACCACCAUCAGCAUCAGCCCCAUGCUGGGUCAGCCAAGGUGAUGCCAGCCGCCCUCUUGGAGUCUCUGUUUCGUCAGGAGCCCAGCGGCCAGCGAGGCCUCAACCUGCUGGCCCGACCGCAUCACGAGGUGCAGCCGGAGCACGCCGUGGUGUCCGCACAGCAUCUGGUUACCGUGUACCUCGCUGUGGAUGUGAAGAGGCUGAAUGUCAGUCUUCUUCGGUGGUUUCGGGAAGGUGUUGCGGCGGCGCUGGGCGUUCCUGCAGGACACGUGCACAUCAACAGGCUGAAUGAGAAGAAGAACGGCAUCGAGCUCUUCGUGUCUUCUGAUAGGCUGGGGAUCUCUGAGCCCCGCCCUGCCGAAGAGGUCAUCCAAUCGCUGAAUGUCAGGGUCCUUCACCGCCACCUGGGACACUUCGGCAUCACCGAGGUCUCAACUGAGAAGAACGUUCUGCAGGGCGAGCAGAGGGACCACGUCUGGAGCAGAGAAGGUUUUUACGCCGUCGUCCUCUUCUUCACCAUCUUCAUCAUCAUCAUCACCUGCUUAAUGGUUUUGUACCGACUUAAGGAGAAGGUUCAGGUUUCUGACAGACAGCUGAAAGCCCCGCCCCCUGACCUCCACCUUACCCCGGCUGUCACUCCAGACUCCGCCCAGAGGUCAAAGGGCACCAAGGUUGUGACGUCAGGAAGCAUGGUCCAAGCUGAGCUCCCUCCAGCUGUAGCCACGCCCAUUCCCCAGCAGCAGCCAAUUACAGCCUGCCGCCGCCUCGCCCCUCCUGCUGUCCCUCUGCUCAGCCCGGCCCCCCUCCACACUGUGAGCAGCAGCGACCACGCCCCCCUUGCCGGUGUUGCUCCAGUGACAGCCAGUAACGAGCUAAAGCCCUGCCCAUCCCCGUUUAGGAUGAAGCCUGCUGCAGGACUUCAAGAAAGACGGGGCUCUAAUGUCUCUCUGGUGUUGGACAUGUCGGCCCUCGGCUCUGUGGAGCCCCUGAACGUUGCCGUGGUAACCCCCAGAGAGGCAGCGGCGAGGGAGUACCUGCUGUCGGCCGGCCGCCCGCUGACUCGCCAGCAGCUCCGCGACGUCGCCCACAACACGCACAAGCUGCACGCCGAGUUCGCUGAAAUUCCCAUGAAUUUCAUUGAUCCCAAAGAGCUGGAUAUUCCAAACCACAGCACCAAGAACAGAUACAAGACCAUACUGCCCAACCCUCACUCCAGAGUCAUUCUGAAGUCCAAGAGCUGCAAUGACCUGCUGAGCUCCUACAUCAACGCCAACUACAUACGGGGUUACCUUGGCGACGAGAAGGUGUUCAUCGCCACUCAGGGUCCCAUGGUGAACACGGUGAAUGACUUCUGGCAGAUGGCCUGGCAGGAGGAGUCGCCCGUCAUCGUCAUGAUCACCAAACUGAAGGAGAAGAACGAGAAGUGUGUUCUGUACUGGCCAGAGAAGAGGGGCAUCUAUGGGAAGGUUGAAGUGUUGGUGAACAGCGUCAGAGAGUGUGAACACUACACCACUCGCAGCCUCACACUCAAGUGUGGGAAUCAAACCCGCGAGCUGCAGCAUUACUGGUACACGUCGUGGCCUGACCACAAAACCCCCGACUCGACGAUGCCGCUGCUGCAGCUGAUGGCCGACGUUGAGACGGACAGACGGACGGCUGCCGCCUUGGGGCCGGUUAUCGUCCACUGCAGUGCUGGGAUUGGCCGGACAGGCUGCUUCAUCGCCACGACGAUAGGCUGUCGACAGCUGCAGCUGGAGGGAGUGGUGGACGUGCUGAGCGUCACCUGCCAGCUCCGAGCCGACAGAGGAGGUAUGAUCCAGACAGGUGAGCAGUACGAGUUCGUCCAUCACGCCUUGAGCCUGUACGAGGCCCGUCUGUCUGCGGAAACCGGCCAAUGAGCGCGCACCGCUGCAGGAGGUUUCGACUUCAGCCUGGCAGCAUGCUAACAUAGCGAGCUCUAAGCAGGUAUGAUCUGAGGUUUGGCAGUUCUGAGGGAAUUCUGGAUGAGUCUGAAGGACAGUGUGGACAACCAAUGAGGACACUUGUGGGCGGAGCCUGUUGAAGGAGAGAGGAAAGGUAAAUUUCUGAAAAAGGAAUGUAUCCGCUCUUCUCGGCUUUUUCCUCUUCAGGUGUUGUUGGCAAGUGAUUUUUUUUUUUCCCCCAGAGGAACUUGAAAGAUCCGCCCACUUCACUUCUUUUAACUACCUGACUGUCGGAUUGUGUUGUUUUUAACUAACCGGACCGUCCUGUUACCUCUUUUCUGUCAUGGAAACGUAGAAGUAGUUUGACUGAAAUUGACGGUACAUUGUUCAGUGACACUGUUUUGUUUCUGUGUCUUAUAGACUUUUAAAAUGAUUUUGUAACGUGAUGUUCUUAUAGGAAAGCCUAUUGGAUAAUGACUGUUAGCUGGUUGCGCCUUUGGUUAAGCUCCUUACACCACUGUUGAACCAGUCCUUCCAGCCUUGCUCCUUUUGUGACAUCCCUUCUUCCUACUUUAUUCAGUUGCAUUACAUUCCCGAACAAAACCAGUGGGGAAAAGUCAAAACGUUCAUUUUUCAGAGGUAAUUCCAUCACCUCACAGAGCUCUUAACUAUCAGAACACCAUUUUAAACUUAUUAAACUGAUUGUGUCAGUAAACGUUCAUGUCAAGUAGCCUAAGAUGUUAUCGUGCUAACCAGCCAGCAGAAUCAUUUGGCAAAGACAUUCAUUUUUAAAGUUUUGUGCUAAUGCUAAUUCUUUGAAGCUUGUGAACACUGUCUGUUCUGUUGAAGCAGACAGCGUUGGAGAGGUGAGACAAGCUGGUUAGUCAGCUAACAAACCGACAAUGAAAACCAUCUCAUUUAUAAUCGGGGGUAUUCAAUUACAACAUUUUUAUCCAAACCCAUUUUAUCAAUGUUAUUGCCACACUGCUCUACUCCGCUCAGCUCAUUGAUGUGUGUAGUGCCAGAGUCACAACCGGGGCUUCCCCCAGCCAUAGAUCACAUGCUAAAAGCUAACAAACCAAUGUAAUGAUAAAUAAGCUCCAGUGAAGCGAGUUCUUUAUAAUACAGAUAAGACAAUAAAUCUCAUAGAGGCUAAUCUUAGUAGUUUAGUGUUAAACUGUAUGCUUUAAUAUCAGUAAAUGGAUGCUAACCUACUGUAUAUACUGUAUAAGCUCAUGCUAAUAUUAGCACUCUAUACUAAUACAAUGUUUUUGUUAAACCGAUUUAGUCUAGUAUUCCCCUGCUAAACCACACCCGUAAAAUACGUUUGUCAUUUAAAACAAUUAUUUUUAUACUUUCCAACAAGUUCAUCACCUUCCAUUAGACUCUGAGUUGUAGCCUAAGAAACAAAAUGAUGCUACGGGUGAAAAUGAUAGUCUGAAGGUGCCAACCUCCCUUCUCCUUUUCAGGACAGGGCCAGAUUUGAGAAAACUUAGUUAGCUGAGAGUAAUUUCUGACUUGACAAAUAUUAUAAACAUGUUGUGCUGCUCUGUACAGUAGUUCACCUUGUUUGUCCCCUGCUGUGUGAAAUGUUGCGUUAAACCAAAAAUGUGAGAUAAUCUGAGUCGCAAUGGUGCAGUCAUCUCAUCGAUGUGCUGUUGUAAACUAAGUUAUCUAGUGAGUGAGGACGUUAUUUUGGUGUAUCAAGGUAAUAAAUUUAUUUUUAUACUGUU